Molecule: messenger RNA, 743 nt
Organism: Prunus mume (Japanese apricot)
Lineage: Eukaryota; Viridiplantae; Streptophyta; Magnoliopsida; Rosales; Rosaceae
Source: RefSeq, a predicted model, not a curated record
ACGUCUAUGCAAUAUGCUGGUGUUCCCUUAUUAAUUUCCAUGACUUCUCCAAGCUCUCCGCCAUUAUUUUCCCUUGUCACAACAAUCAAGCUUGCAUUCUAUAAUGUACUGUCCUGUUUCUGGCCUCGUUCAGAGGCUCCACCAGUGAGAACCCUGACUCGUUCCACAAGAAUAAUGAGUUACAGGGUGCUCGAAAGCUGGUGGAGCUGGUCUGGUCAUCAAGCAGGGGAUUGCUUACCAAUUUAUCUCCAUGGUUGUCAAAUUGAGGUGCAAAGUUACCAAUCAAAGGCUCCACUUAGCUUGGGGAAGACAGUCCUCGGUCUCACAUUCCAGGCCAUUGUUGGCUUGACUCUUGCAUCUAAUCCAGGCCAACCUGAUCAGGAUCAGGAUCAGCCACAUUUGCUGCCCUUGCAUAUGGUUGGAGUGGCUAUGGUGAUUGCUUUUGCAGCUUGUUUCUCUGCCAUUUUUCUAACGCGUGCCUAUCCAAGGGCUGCAAGCCUCAUUGAAAAAAUUGGGUCUGUUUCUGCUGCGCUCGGGUUUUUCCUAAUGACAAGUAUUUUCCUCUCAAAUAUCUUCAUAUGGAUUUGCUGGCUAGCGUGUGCUUUUUCCUUGCUAGCCUUUACCUUAGCCUUCACCCUUAAGUCUUAACUACUAGAUAGUUUAGUAUUGUGUAGUAGUGUAAACUGCCGUCGUUUGAUACCACAAAAGAAAAAAUCCCAAAAAAACCAAAAAGUCCAAAACCC